CAGCGCGCGGCCGCGCGUUCCGGGGGAAGGGGCCGGGCGCGGGACAUCGGCGCCGCCAUCAUGGCGGCCUGAGGCGCGGCGGGGAAGGCGCCGGGAGCCGCAGGGCGGGAGGAAGGCGGAGAGGCCGGAGCGGCGAGUCACUUUUUGUCAGGAUUCAAAACCUAGAAUGGCAGGAGAACAGAAACCGUCCUGCAAUCUUCUUGAACAGUUUAUUUUACUAGCCAAAGGCACAAGUGGCUCAGCUCUGACUGCUCUUAUAAACCAAGUGCUGGAGGCUCCUGGGGUUUACGUCUUCGGAGAGCUACUGGAGUUAACAAAUGUGCAAGAGCUUGCCGAAGGGCCUAAUGCUGCUUAUUUCCAGUUGCUGAAUCUGUUUGCGUAUGGAACAUACCCAGACUAUGUAGCAAACAAAGAUAACCUGCCUGAAUUAACAGUGACUCAGAAAAACAAGUUGAAACACUUGACGAUUGUAAGCCUGGCUUCCAGAAUGAAGUGUAUUCCCUACUCUGUGUUGCUGAAGGACCUGGACAUGAGGAAUCUGAGGGAGCUGGAAGAUCUCAUUAUUGAAGCGGUUUAUACAGAUAUUAUCCAGGGGAAGCUAGAUCAACGCAAUCAGGUGCUAGAGGUCGAUUUUUGUAUCGGCAGAGACAUUCAGAAGAAGGACAUCAGUAACAUUGUCAAAACGCUCCAGGAAUGGUGCGACGGUUGUGAAGCCGUUCUUUUAGGAAUUGAGCAGCAAGUACUUAGAGCCAACCAAUACAAAGAAAACCAUCACCGAACUCAGCAGCAGGUAGAGAUGGAGGUCACAAACAUAAAGAAAACAUUAAAAGCCACAGCUUCGUCGUCGGCACAGGAGAUGGAACAGCAGCUGGUAGAGCGAGAAUGCCCACCACAUGCAGAACAAAGGCAGCCCACAAAGAAGAUGUCCAAAGUCAAAGGGCUGGUCUCCAGCCGUCACUAGAACAUACCAUCUAAAUGUCAUUCAGCUAGGAAUGACAGCCGGAGGAGCAAAAAAGGGCCUGUGUCUCCUUUUUCAGUGGGUUCUGGGCCAGUCCCUUCCAGGCUGGCAAAAAAAAGCCCUGUUUGAAUACAGCUCCCAGUUAGCAGCACCUGGCCAAGUUACACUGUGCAGGCCCUAUUCAUUUCCAGGGUGUCCCUGUUUUCCUGGUCCUUUAAAGAGGCACUUCUAAAGAGAAGGACUAACCAAAGGGGCAGAAAAAGAGAAAUCUGUGGACAGUUUUGCUCCCUCCCAGCCACUCUCACUGCUGCUCAGCCUUGAGGAAGCUGCUGUACUAAAUCAGAUCUUGGGAGAAGUUCUGUAGCAAGUAUCUGAAUUCCAGGGUUGAAGUGUGGCUUCCAAAGCCAGGCUGGGAGUGAGGAAGCCAUCAACACAGAUCCUUCCAUUCCCAGAGGGAGCGCAGAAAGGUUUCUAGGCCAGGAACUGCUUUACAUGGAAGUCUUCGGCCUUUCCGCUACCCCUGUCUAUUUUAAACUGGGGUGAAAUUCACACUACCUCGCUCUGUGAAGAUGAGAUCCAGUGCUGGGCUGUUUACUUAACCGUCUGUUUACUGCCCUUACUAAGCCCUUUAAUCUCUCACAGAUUUAAAGCACUGUUCUGUAUCUCUGAGGCAUCAGCACAAUAAGGAGGAAGCAGGCUGCUCUCAAGCCUUCCUUCUUACAGGUAGUUAGGGGCAUACUAGCAAUUGUGUUCCUUCUGAAUGUGGUGUGAUCUCUCAGAGCUGCUUGUGAGUUGUCCCCCCAUCAGUACCUUUAAAGGAUAAUGCAUUCACUUUUCCUUGGAUGCUAGUGACAGUGGUCUGCAUAGGAGAAGAGCCCAUUUAGCGUGUGGCAGGCUGGUGGCCCAGGACCCACUGGCAGGGGUCGCAGCAGCAUCCCCUUGCUGAAGCAAUGGACCUGACUAGUCUUUCUGAAUUUUGAACACUUUCAGGUUGUAUUUUCCUCCCUUUUUUGUACAUUGUUGUGAUUCUAAAGCAUUUCAGCCUUUGUUUUGUGUUUUUUAUUUGUUACAGACUAACUUCAGGUGAUUUGCACCUAGUUUGGCAAGGUGUGGAUUUUUUUUUAAGGGGGGGGAUGGGGUUGACAUUGAAACAGCAAUUGACAAAAAAGCACAUUUUGGAAAAAAUUAAAAAUGCUGAUUUAAUGUCAGAGCCUGGAGUCUUGGCUUUGAGGUUGCUUUAGGCUUGUAGUGCAACAGCGCUUGUUUGCAUAAGCGUUUACUUGGUUUUUGAUGUUACAUUAUCAGAAGGUCUGACCACGUCUCCCUGACGUGUCUGGGAGGUAGUGAAGUAUACUUCCCAUUAUGUCGGUAGCUCAUCUUUGUCCAAGUUUGUGCAGAAGGAUCUGUGGCAAAGCCAAUAGCUGAGCCAAAUCUCCUGAGCAUAAACACCUUUGCUGCCUAACUGUGGGAGAUUUGAAGUUCUGCUCUGUCUUAGGCCAAGUCGAUUCUUUACUUUGGGUCCAGCAGAGUACUCUUUUGCAGUUUGGCCCCUCUAUUUAACUUUACUCCACGUUGUAAAGAGAAGGGCUUUCCAUGAGCAGGAAGGGGAGCUGUUCAAGCAGAGGACUGUGACUAAGCUCCAGUUCUGCAGCCAACUGUCACCUGCAUGUAUCUUGUGCAGAGCAUGUGCCUUCCUCUUACUGCUACCAGGAUUCUUUGCCAUCUGUGUGUUUUCAGUCCUCGACCACAGGACUUGUACACUUGCGAAAGUAAAUUACUCUUUUCUCCUCCUGCAGUGCAGGCGCACCAGCUUUGAAUCCUAAGAGGGAUCUAAAUACCUCCCAGCCAGCUGCCUCUGGGUCAGGUCUCUUGAUUUCUGAUUCUUUGCCAGCUCUCUCUCUCCCCUAAAAGUGCUAGCCAAAAAAGUUCUAAUGAAGGAUGUCAAGUGAAUAAGACCAAAGCGCAAAGCCUUCUCUGAAAUCUCCAGAGAUUUCUUUCCCAAGCAGUGCUUGUGUUAGUUUCUGUACUAGCUUCUCCCAGUGCUUAGCUGACAGGUUCUCAGGAGGUGUAGAUGGACUUCACAUACACAAGUCUAAUAGAUUUGUGCAAUGAAGAUGGUCCUUUUCUGGCUUCUUGUGUGGGUUGCUGCAGUGUACUGGUCAUCCAGUUCCUCACAAGGUUUGACUAAUGAGGAAGGGUUCUCUGGUCAUCACUAAACUUUUUUCUUGCCCUCCCAUUUCUAAAGGCAGUCCUGGAAGGAGGCAGGAGGAAUGCAAAUGCCUUUGGAAAUAGGUUUACCUCCUCAGCAAGCCACAGCUUUCUGGGGAAAUUGGUGUGAAUUUGGCAUCCUUGAUGUUUGUUGCCUGCCUACUAAAGGAGCUGCAUUAGUUUGCUGAAGCUUCUUUAAUAUGUUGGAAGUUCUUGAGUUUGUUCUUAUAUUUUGUUGUUGUUGUUCUCGAAGCCUGGCUGUGGGAGGAGGCCUUAUUUGCACUUCAGUAUGCGUUGCCUUUGAUCAGCAAAGAAACAAGGGAGGAAAUAGCACUUUGAGUAAAGAUCUGUCCCAUGCUUGAUGGUGCGAGGGAUGGGAAAGGACAGAGAAGGGAUGGAGUACUGGACAGAACUGAGUUUUCUCUGUGUGUGGCUUUCCUGGUGUGCUGGCUGUGUGCUCAGUACCGCAAAAGGAAGGGGGCGUCUUUGCAAUGAGCCGGGUCUGAGAUGAGUCAUUAACAAAUGACAUGCAGAGAGUACCUGGGGGAGGCAAACAGCUCUGCAGCAGCUGGUUAAUGAAUCUGGCUUGAAGGAAAGAGUUAGAAGCUAUUCCAGGAAUGGAGCAGAAGGCAGAGUUGUUAAUGGGGAAGAAUGCAGGAGGUGCAAUGCUGUAUGAGAAGGACAGCAGAUAAAGACUGCGUUGACUCCCUGUGGCUGCAGGGAGGGAAGCAGCUCGGAACAGUUAUGUGAAUUAGGGGCUGGUGGGGGUUGAGUUGUAGUCAGUUUGGAGGGGAGUGUCUGGAGAGCUUAAUCCUGUUGUGAGGAUGAGAGGGAGAUGGAAGCAGAGGUGGAUUUGAUGCAAAGUCCAAUGUAUUGCAUGUGCCUGUUGGAGGCAGCUAACACUGCUUGUCUGAGCACUGCCGGACAUUGCUUCCUGAUGUGGGGAGACCAUCCUGCCCUACUUUGUGUUAUGGCAGCCAUGGGCUGCUCCAGCUGCAGCUCACUUCAAGACUGCAGCAGGACGGAGUUCAAGCUAUUGAACUUCUGUUUGCCUCCUCCACCCGGGGAGAGAGAGAGAGAGAGAGAGAAAGUAGAUGGAGUUGCCUUCCCUCUGCUCUUCAGGGCUUUAUUAUCCAGCUUCAUAUUCUGCAGCUCUGCUUGUACUAGUGCUUGUUUAAUAUGGAGCUGAGCACUGAGCUGGAAAAUGGAAGAGAGGAUCUCAGCCGAUUGCAGUGCUGGUAGACUGCCCUAGCCCUAAAGCUGUGCCUCAUGCUAACAAAUGUCCCUGGCAUUCCUGCUGUGACUCAGUUUAUACCAGCUACCAUUAGGCAAUUCUGGAACACAGUAAAGCAAUGUUGAUGACAAUCUUUUUACAGAAAGAAAUUCUGACUCAAAACCUAUUGGGUCCCCCCCCCCUUAUCUGAGUUCACUGGUAGCCCAGUGUUCUGUUGCGAGCAGGAGGGGUCUGCUGAGAGACCCUCUGUUCAGAUUUGAGACCCAUCCUGCAACCAGCCAUGGGCAGACUUGUGAAAACCCAUGGAUGCCCAUGGAGCUUCAUGCAGGCUUGGAGGUCUGCCCUGCUAGGGCCACAGUUAGCUUGAGGCUCAGUCCUCAGACUGACAGCCAAGUGACACACAGCCUGCAGCUGCUGGAGAGGUCUCUCUCCAUAGGUCGGAUACAGGAGUAGGAACUGCAGAGCUGCUUUCCAAAGUGAAAGUGGGGAGAGUGAAGGUUUCCUUCCCACGGUAGAGAGUGGUAGUAAGAGAUGGCUGUUCUCCUGCCAGCCCUGCGAAGUGAAUUUUGCUGAAUAACAUUCAGUUGCUGAAAGAGUGGGAAAUGAUGCAUAACUUCUUUUCUUUAGCAUUUUGCUUAUCCUAUGGGGAGAAAAUGCAUUGAAACACUCACUCAAAAAAAAAAAAAAAAAAAAAAAAAAAAAAAAGAAGUCGAGUUUGUUCAUUGCAGGGAAUGCAGAAAUGAGGGGACCAUCAGCUUGGAUAGUGCUAUUAGAAUGUGACAAAUUGCAUAGGUAGAUCAGACUUGUAGAAGUUCAGUUCUGUACAGGUUUAUAUGAAUGCUGGCUAAACUGUUUAGAGAGGCCUCAGAUACUAAAAACCAAACAAAGCACACUUUGUCCUGGGGUAAAACAGUCAAAGUAUAUGCAUUUGUAGGCUUGUUGGUGCUGCUGUUUUUUUUAUUUUGUGAGCCUUUUGCAAACGUUGCAGUGAGAGAAACAACAUUGUUCUUUGUUAUUCUGAAGAUUGGGAAAUAGAUUAAAUAACUUGCCCUAGAAUUAUAUAGACCCAGUUAGUCAGACCUCUGAGACCUACUCUCAUGUAAUAUGUUGCUUUUUCCCCCACCAAGUCCUCUACAGCAUCUGACCUAACACAAAGAAACAAAAUAGUGGAACUGCUUAGCUUAUUUUUGCUCAAUCUGAGAGAUUGUAACCCACGGGCAUCAGGAAGGGUUAAUUAAAGUUUAAAGCGAUCUUGGCUCUUAUUUGCAACCUCAACCUUGUAUUUUUAUUGUGGAAUUUUAGCCUAACAGUCUGACAGUCUGAUUGAAUUUAUCAGCUUUUUUUUUUUUUUUUUUUUUUUUUUUAGAAAUAUGUCAUUGUUUCACUCUGCUCUGUGGCAAAGGUCAUUGUCUCUCAGGGACUGUUGACAUUUUGCUGAUAUUUCAGCAGUCAUGGCCCUAUUGCAGAGGAAAGUGGUUGAAGCUAGAAAGAUGUACUAUUAAGAGAGCAGGUAUUUACCCCCUAGUCUGAUUGGCUGCACCCUGCUUCUUAGAGGCACAGUGGUGGUACUCCCAUCUCUGAUCAGUGAACCAGGCAAAGGAUUAGGCAGAGCAGCUGUCCACUCCCUGUCUCCAAAUAUACAGGCACGCAUGCUUCGUUUCCCACAACACAGAGAUCUUGAGAGAUGACUUGAUGUAUUUACUGCAGGCUGCAAAUUGCAUGAGUGUGAUAGCUGCGAUCAUGGCUUUUCCAUGUCAAGAAAAAGGGAAGGUGUUGCUGCACUAGUGAGUGAACAUGCACACUGGAAAUUCGAGGUAGUAAAGGGUUGCCAUAAGGUCAUUUAACAGUCCUGAAAUGUGUAUUUCUCUGCACAGCUCAGAAGAAUUUGUGCCAGUAGUCCCUGCUUGAUGUAGUUUAUUAAAAGAUAGGGGACCCUUCCACAGCUCUAGGUCUCCUGUAGAAGCUUGUGAACCUCAGUCUCAUUAGGACAUUUUUCAAAUGCUCAUGCACAGAUGAUAUCUGUGUUUCGAGAAGAGUUGAUUGUAGUGGGUAAGGGAAACUUCGCUCUUUUGGAGAUCUGCCUUCUUGUGAGUUUUCUGAGCUUCUCUGAAAGCAGGGCCGUAUCCUCAUAGCUAUGAAGUUUAGAAGUUGUGCUGUCUAGUCUUCCAGACUCUUCUUGAAGGUGUUUAUCUUGCUAGCCCUGAUGUUUCAAUCCCUGUCUCAUGAUCAGCACAUUCCUAAGUCUGCCUUGCUCUGAUGCAAUAAGUAACAUCUUGGUGUUUCAUUGUCACCUUCACAGCUGUUAGAGAGCACCAGUUCCUACAGGAUCACCUGCCAGCUGUGAUGCUAUUCCUUUUACAUCAUUGUGAGAUGACACCUCUCCAAACUGGCAGACAAGCCAGGUGGGUAGGCACUGCUCCUCAGAGCUGUUCUGCAUCUAGGGGGCAAAGGCUAUUGCCUGGUUUAGCAUAAUGGAAAUCAAGGACAAGGACACCGGAUGGUGCUAUAAAUAAGGGGCGAAGCACAGAGCUGUGUCCUAGUCCAGCUCUUGUACAGAUGCAGAGAGUAACCUUGGGCAAAUCAGCUGUUCUUCACCUGAGUUUCCCAGGACAGCAUCUCUCAUGUGUGAUGGCUGUGGCAGAGGUUUUUUAAGUGCUUUGGUCUCCUGGCUGGGCAGAGGUUCAUUGCUGAUGUAAUUAAAGAAGCAGCAGCCCAUGUGUAUGGGAGGGGAGAACCUUAAAGCUUUUUAAGCAUUUCUGGAAGUCAUCUUCCUCAGGUAAACCAUACCCUGCUUUUUCCCCGAUGCAAAUAAGUUUGCCCAUUGUGGGAAUAUAGGCCUGGAGUAUUAUGGGUAAUAUGCCAGGUUAAUUAUGGAGGGGGCAGAAAAAUAGCCUGUGCUGUUUUCAACAAUAUCAAAGGGAUGCUACCUAAUGAUUUUCCUAUUAGCUCUUUUCCCAGCCUGCCAGAGUCACUGCAGAAGUGUCAUUUACAAAGGCAGUUUGCAACUCAUUACCCUGGAUUUUCACUGUAGUUCUGCUCCAGAGAGUGUGGGCCUUUGCUGCGUGCCCCAAACUAAUGAAUUGCCUGAUAUGGCUAGUGCUGCCAUCCCUUCUGACAAGGUUAGUUGCUGACUGACAGGAAGGGGCCUGCAUUCAAUUCCCUUCUUGCAUGCCACUUGUGCCUGUGUUGAGAGAAGGCUCCCUCUGGAAGCUGCCCUGUGAUCCCUUUCCUUUGUUUUUCUGCAUUCAGAGGGAAGCAGUCCAUGCUUGGAGAUGUCCUAGAGCAAGUGAUGGGGGCUUGUGUGCUGCUGCCCCUGGCAGUCCCUGCUCAGUGUCUCAAGUCCCUUUCCAGCUGGAAAAUUCCAUUGCUCUCUUGCUUUGGGGCUCUGGGCUUUUCUUUCUCUUUGUUGGUUGGGGACCUGCUGUCACUGAGCUGGGCUUUGUAACCCUUCAGUAAUAAAUACUGUGGAAAAGAAGCAUUAAUGAUACAGGGGAAAAGCAUGCAGUGUGGGCUGGGAAAAUAGAGCUGAUUUCCAGUGUGGUACAGGGCAGUUGUGCGUUCUAUUGUGGGAGCUCCAAGGUCUGCUCUGGCCUGCUCAGGCUUUGUAAAGCAGCGCUAGAGAAAACUCCAUGUCCUUUCUCACUAGACAGCAGCGUGCUCUUUCAGGCUACGACCUUACGGUUCAUCUCAUGCUCUGAAUGGCUCCUGAAGAGGGGAAAUCAGGGCUGUUGCUCCCUAUGUCAUGUCACAAGUGCUCCCAGUUGAAAGCUGAAUGUGGAUACUGCUCAUUCAGCUGGUUGAACUGGAAACAUAGGUUUCGCGGGUGUUAAUUUGAGCUCAGUGUUGGCAAGAGGAGUUUGGGACUCCCGCCAUCCUUGCUUCCAGCUGUGUGUUUACACAAGUAUCAGCCUCUCCAAAUGCCAUCCUCUCCUGAGCUCACCUUUGAGAAGUCAGGUGCCACUCCCUGAGGCUGCAGCUUAUAUCCAGAACAGCUUUUUCCUUUCAGUUACGCGCUCUCCUUGCUGGCAUGUGACGAGGGAGGUUUCUAGCGCUGGGCCUGGAUCCUUUUGCUGGGUGUCAUCAGGAUUUAACCUGGCUGGUCCACAAAGGAGUCAGUGAAGUGAGAUCGACUUGCUUCCACUGCAUGUGAUGCCUCCUCCCCUCUUAAUUGGAUUCUUGUGUCCUCUUUCUUUCCUCCUGGCCUUGUUUCCUACAGAGCCCCUAUCAGGGAGACCUAACUGUGGCCUUAUUGGAUGCUUGCUGUGCUCUAAUGAGCUGUCUCUAUUUCUCACUCUGGCCUGUCUGAGGAAGGUGCUUGAGGAAGGUGCUCGAGGAAGGUGCUCGUUGCCACUCUGGAAACUGGCCUCUGCUUUCAGCCCCAUUCUGCCCUGCAGAACAGCCAGACCCACCAUGCUGGCUGGGCUGUGCAGGUGCUGAGCUUAAGUUGAUCUGAAAGGUUUCCCAAGUGCUCUUUCACCCCUGAGUGCUGCCUUUUCUCUUGCACAUCAUGCCUGCAUGGGGAGAGUUGGUGUUCCCAUCCCGCAGGUGGGAAACCAGCUUGCUGAGGGGCAGGGUGACUUAUCCAUGGUCAGAAAGGAAGCGACAAAGCAGGGAACCAAACUUCUAUCCUUUCCUUCUGCACAGGGAGCUCUUACUGUGAUUGCUCUCCUGCUGCUGAACUAGCAUCCUUUUGAGAUGCAGCUUUGUCUUUUCCUUUAGACUUGCUCUUUUCUAGGAAGCCCAGUGGAGGGAAGGAACCCAUGCUGUAGGGGCUGUGCUCUGCCCCUCGGACUGCACUCUGCAAAGGGAAUCCAGACCCUGUGUGACCCCAGGCUCUGAUCUCUCUGAGGUACCCCCAAGCUGAGCUCAGGCCAUUGUGCCCUGCACAGGCUGACAAAUUUUGUGUUGUGAAUUCCUAGGAUCAAAAGUUCUGUCUGCCCCGGCCUCCAGGGGCCCCCUGUCAUCAGGCGGAUGGCUUCAUUCCAGCUCUGCUUUUGCAACAGAAAGCUAAAGCUGGAAGGGAAAUUUAGCUUGGUCCCAGCCUGGUAUUCUACUGGCUUCAUGCUCAAGGAACGGGACCCCAAAGGGGGACCGGCAGUACCAUCUUCUUUUGCACUACUCUUCAGACCUGGUGUGCAAGGUCUUGACACCAAGUGAUUCCUUAUUGUCCCUUAGGUUUGCUAGGUGACACUUGACAGUGCCCUCUGGGCAUUUCUUAAGGUGCACAACCCCUCCCUGCCUCUAAAGAUAUGCAGAAGAGGUAGGGAGAACUUUGUGGGUGUUAUGUUUGCCUUAAGGAACUUACAGAGCCCUGCAGUGGACUGUCAUUAUGUAUAGACAUCUCUGGAGGGCGCUCACUGACCCUGAGGCAGGGCACAGAGCUGCGCUAGCUGCCCUUGCUGCCUGCCUCGAGCCCUGCCUCCAGAGAUCCUGAAUUUGUUCCCAAUAGGCAAUGUCUUACAUGUCCAUCAGCUGCUGCUUCCCAUCCAACUGGACUCUGUGGGCCCUGUGAGGUGGGUGCCUGCUCCUCCUGGAGGCUUGCCCUUACAAGACUAGAAAUGUCACGUGCACACUUAAACCUGAUGCUUGAGCUGUCUGUUGGGUGUCUGGAGGAAUCCUGUUUGUCUGUAAACCUAGUGUCCUGUAAUAGUUGGGGAGAGUCUGGCUGGAGGUUUCUGUGGUUUCCUGGUGGUUGCUAAGGAAAGGAAUCUCUUUGCCUCUAGGUCUUGGUGACUUUCUUUUUGCCCUGUCCCAGGCACCGGAGCUCAGUGGUACGUAAUACUCAUCGUUUUCCAGCCCGCUACAAUGGUCAGGGUAUAAUUUGUGACUCUCAUCACGGCUCGGCUGGGCGCCUGCCACUCUUUUCUAAGGCCUCUUUGAAGAAUGAGACCAAAGAGCCUUCAUACCGGAGUUUUGCUUGUUUGCUGUGCUCCCCACCCCCUUGCUUGCUGUUUCCUUUAGAGUUCCGAGUCAUUUUAAUGAUUUAUUUCAUGCACUUUACAUAGAAAGAAGCUGUAGCAACAGCUGUGUUCAUGAAUCCUUACCAGGCAGCUCUCAGUAUAUCUUGGUCUGUCUAUGUAUUGUCCCAGGCACAGUUAAAUAAAUCUCUCUGCUGGAGAAAAGGACUUUACAGUUUAGUGGUGAAUGUUAGGAGAAUGGGAAUAUCAAGAAGAUACUUAAUAAGCUGCUGGAUCCUAGAAUAGCAGCACUUCCAGCACAGAGCUCUGUUCCUGCUAGCACAGCCAGGGCAGGUCUCUCUGGUGCUUUCGGCAGCGACUGCAUCUCCAUGUGCAGAUACACGGCACCCAGUGAUUCAGCUAUACUUGGGGAAUGAAAUCUGGACCCACAUCUGCAGGCUGGGAGCGGUGGAAACACUCCUAGGCCAAAUGCUGCUCAUCACAGCACUAUCAAUCCGGAUGUAGGCUGUUGAACGCGAUGGGCUUGUUUCCAUGGGUGCAAUUCAGGAUCCAGGCGACAGAUGAGUUGCCUGAGGCAGCAUGCUCUUGCAGUGAGUUCAUUCGGGUUCUGCACAGGCUUGCAGCUGCACGCAGCGCUAGGCAGGAUUCGGUCCAUCCGAACAUCGCAGGAUUGGGCGCAAGUUUACUUUGCAUAAGGGAUCAAAGCUUAAAAUAUCAGCUGGCCUUUCUCUCGCUCUUGACUUUUCUAAAACAUCUGAACAGAUUCUUCUUUAACUCUGUUAAAAUCAAUCAAUCUGACAUUUAAAUUGUAAGUGAAUUUGAUAAAUAAAGACAGGUUACAAAAUGCCA
Dromaius novaehollandiae (emu) is the source of this 11167-nucleotide messenger RNA. It is a transcript of the gene COPS7B, whose product is annotated as COP9 signalosome subunit 7B. The coding region runs from base 167 to 961 and encodes 264 amino acids. The record is from RefSeq and is a predicted model, not a curated record. NCBI's taxonomy places the organism in Eukaryota, Metazoa, Chordata, Aves, Casuariiformes, Dromaiidae. The transcript has 8 exons. Gene Ontology annotation, biological process: COP9 signalosome assembly. Gene Ontology annotation, cellular component: COP9 signalosome.